This is a messenger RNA of Rotaria sp. Silwood1, 3486 nucleotides long. Lineage: Eukaryota; Metazoa; Rotifera; Eurotatoria; Philodinida; Philodinidae. The record is from the annotation of a GenBank genome assembly.
AUGUUAGAUAUUGUCGUUGCUAACCAUGGAAAUAAAAGUAUAGGUGUACUUCUAGGUCAAGGCAAUGGAACUUUUAUAGGUCAAACGACAUAUUAUUUUGGUAGUGCUUCUCCAUAUUCUAUUGGCAUCGGUGAUUUCAACAAUGACGAUCAAAUGGAUUUAGUUGUAACGAAUAAUGGCACUGACAAUAUAGCUCUACUUGUUGGUUAUGGCAAUGGUACCUUUGCAAGUCCAAAUAUGUAUUCAACUGGAUCUUCUUCGUCUAUCUCUCAUGCUAUAGGUGAUUUAAACAAAGACAAUCGUUUAGACAUUGUCGUCAUCAACAAUGAUACGAGCACCAUAUGUGUCCUGCUUGGUUAUGACGAGUUCUUUCCACUUCAAACGACAUAUUCAACUGGCACUUAUCCACAGUCUUUAGCUGCCGCUGAUUUUAAUAACGACUAUCGACUUGAUAUUGUCGUCACUAAUUUGUUUGGCAAAACCAUCAGUAUAUUUCUGGGAUAUGGUAACGGUUCUUUUUCAAAUCAAACAACUUAUCCAACUGGUUUGUUUCCCCAAUCUGUAGCUGUUCGUGAUUUUAACAAAGACACUCGACUAGAUAUCGUCGUUGCUAACAGUGUUGAUAAUACUGUAAGUGUGCUUCUUGGAUAUGGUAAUGGUUCUUUUGCAAAUCAAACGACUUAUUCAACUGGCGAUGGGCCAAGUUCUGUAGCAGUUGAGGAUCUCAAUAACGACAGUCAAUUGGAUUUCAUCGUAGCUAAUCAAUAUAGCAACACUAUAAGUGUACUUCUUGGAUAUGACAAUGGGUCUUUUGCAAAUCAAACGACAUAUUCAACUGGCGAUGGGCCAAAUUUUGUAGCUGUUGGUGACUUCAACAAUGACACUCAACUGGAUAUUGUUGUCACUAAUUCGUUCGACAACACCAUCAGUGUAUUUCUCGGAUAUGGCAAUGGUUCUUUUGAAAAUCAAAUGACUUAUUCAACUGGCUUGUUUCCACAAUCUGUAGCUAUUGGUGAUUUUAACAACGAUAGCCGGCUGGAUUUCACCGUCGCUAAUCAAUAUAGCAACACUGUAAGUGUAUUUCUCGGAUAUGGCAAUGGCUCGUUUACAAAUCAAACGACAUAUUCAACUGGCAAUGGACCAAGCUCUGUGGUUGUUGAUAAUUUUAAUGACGAUACCCAAGUGGAUAUUGUUGUUACUAAUACUGGUAGUAACAAUGUAAGUGUACUUCUCGGAUAUGGUAAUGGCUCGUUCGCAAAACAAACGACAUACUCAACUGGCUCUUUUCCAGUUUCGGUAGCUGUUGGUGAUUUGAAUAAUGACACCAGAUUGGACAUUGCCGUCGCUAAUUAUCAGAGCAACACUGUCAGUGUACUACUUCGGUUUGAUAGAGGAGCUCUGAAAAACGAAAUGACAUUUGCACCUAGUGAUGCUUCUGUUAUGCGAAGUGUCGCCAUUUUUGAUUCCAAUAACGAUGGUCUACUCGAUAUUGUCGUUGCCAAUUACGGUACUAAUAACAUAGGUGUAAUUCUUGGAUAUGUGAAUGGCACCUUUGGACAUCAAACACUGUUCUCGGCGAGCUCAGAUUCUCAUCCCUACUCAAUUGCCACCCAUGAUUUCAAUAAAGAUAGUCAAAUUGAUAUCGCAGUGGCUAAUCAUGGUAGUAAACGUGUUGGUAUCUUUCUGGGAAACAUUAAUGGGUCUUUCCACAGUGAAGAAAAUUAUGGGAGUGGUUUGGAUUUCAAUCCAUCGGUUAUUGUCGCCGGUGAUUUCAAUAAAGACGGGCGUUCGGAAAUAGUUAUCGCAUAUGAUGACACUGACAAUGUAGAUGUGUUCGCUGUGUAUGACACUGGAUCUUUCACUCAUCCAACGACAUACUCCACUGGCUUCGGUCCAAACUCUGUCGUUGUUGUUGAUCUUAAUGAUGACAACCGACUGGAUAUCGUCGUCGUUAAUGGUGGCAGCAGCAAUGUAGGUGUGCUUCUUGGAUAUGGUAAUGCUUCUUUUGCCAAACAAGUGACAUAUUCAACUGGCUUUUUACCGAGUUCUGUAGCUGUUGACGAUUUUAACAAUGACACCAUACCAGAUAUUGCCGUCGUUAAUUGGAAUCAUAACACAAUAAGUGUACUUCUUGGAUAUGGUAAUGGCUCUUUUGCAAAUCAAACAACAUAUUUCACUGGCUCUGGUCCAAGGUUUAUAGCCGUUGGUGAUUUUAAUAACGACUACCGACAGGAUGUCGUCGUCACUAAUUAUGCUAGUAACACUGUAAGUCUACUUCUUGGAUAUGGCAAUGGGUCUUUUGCAAAUCAAAUAACAUAUUUCACUGGUUCUGGCCCAAAUCCUAUAGCUGUUGGUGAUUUUAACAAAGACACUCGACUAGAUAUCAUUGUUGCCAAUGAUGGUGACAACACUGUAAGUGUGUUUCUCGGAUAUGGAAAUGGUUCUUUCGCAAAUCAAACAACUUAUUCAACCGGUGAUGGGCCAAGCUCUGUAGUUGUUGGCGAUCUUAAUAACGAUACCCGACUGGAUCUUGUCGUCACUAAUGUUCGUAGUGACAGUGUAAGCGUACUUCUUGGAUACGGCGAUGGAUCUUUUGAAAAACAAAAGAUAUAUUCAAGUGGUAAUGGACCAACCUCUGUAGCUGUUGACGAUCUUAACAACGACACCCGACUGGAUCUUGCUGUCACUAAUGGUCGUAGUAAUAGUCUAAGCGUAUUUCUCGGAUAUGGCAAUGGCUCUUUCGCAAAUCAAACGACAUAUCCAAUUGGCUCCUAUCCACAAUCUAUAGCUAUUGGUGACUUUAACAGCGAUGCCAGACUGGAUAUCGUAGUCGUUGAUUUGAAUGACAACAAUAUUGGUGUACUUCUUGGAUAUCCCAAUGAUGCUUUCGUAAAGCAAAUGAGGCUGAUGACUGGCAAUGGAUCGCGACCUAAGUCAUUGGCCGUUGGGGAUCUUAACAAUGAUGGUGAAACAGACAUUGUCGUCGCAAAUUCAGGCGUUAACAAUGUUGGAGUUUUUCUGGGAUAUGGCAAUGGUUCUUUCUCUAAUCAAAGAAUAUAUUCAACUGAUUCGUCUCCAAGUUCUAUUGUUGUUGGGGAUUUCAACAACGAUAGUAUACUUGAUUUGGUCGUCGCUAAUAAUGGCAAUGACAGCGUUGGUGUCUUUCUUGGAUAUGUUAAUGGCACUUAUUCAAACCAGAAAAUAUUUUCAACUGGUUAUGGCUCUCAACCGAAGGCCAUUGCCGUUGGUGAUUUCAACAACGACACUGCACUAGAUCUUAUCGUCGCUAAUUACGGAACAAACAACAUAGGCGUGUUGCUUGGAUAUGGCAAUGGGUCCUUCGCCGCUAUAACGACUUUUUCGAUCGACUAUGGCUCUCUCCCAUUCGCAGUUUGUGUUGGUGACUUUAACAAUGAUGGAAAACUGGAUUUUCUGGUCGCCAAUGAAGGUAGUGAGAAUCUGAAAGUUUUAUUACAGACUUGUUAA